Messenger RNA from Exophiala dermatitidis NIH/UT8656, 1524 nucleotides. RefSeq names its product aminotransferase, classes I and II. Gene Ontology annotation, biological process: biosynthetic process. The coding region runs from base 1 to 1524 and encodes 507 amino acids. The record is from RefSeq and is a predicted model, not a curated record. Gene Ontology annotation, molecular function: pyridoxal phosphate binding. The transcript is spliced from 3 exons. NCBI's taxonomy places the organism in Eukaryota, Fungi, Ascomycota, Eurotiomycetes, Chaetothyriales, Herpotrichiellaceae.
AUGAGUUCUUCCACCGAUCGCGUAGCCACCCUGAGGUCUGCUCUCCAUGCUAGUGCAGACGGCCGCCGCUUCUCGAUUCACCCAGAGGAUGAGCAUUCUUCUGCCCCUCACCAGAACUUGAGAUCCCACCCUUCGCACAAGGUCCACGCUGGCUUAGACACCUCGAGAACCAGCACUGGCGUGAUUUGGACAACUGAGCAAGCUGCCAAACACGGAUUCAUCGACGAGCCUGAGAAAUGGGCCAAUCUUGGUCAAGGCGCACCCGAAGUUGGUGAUGACAUUGAAGGCUGCUUUCCCCGGCCUAAAUCGAUCCCCAUCAGCUUGAAGGGUCAAGAAUAUGGCCCAACCGCUGGCAUCAAGCCUCUCCGGGCCGCUGUUGCGAACCUUUACAACGACAACUUCCGUAAGGGUAAAGAAUCCCAGUAUACAUGGGAAAAUGUCUGUAUCGUGCCCGGUGGCCGAGCCGGCUUGAUCAGAAUCGCGGCUGUGCUGGGCAAUGCCUAUCUCGGCUUCUUCAUCCCCGAUUACACCGCUUACAACGAGAUGUUAAGCCUGUUUCGAAACUUCGUCGCCAUUCCCACUCCUUUGUCUGCCGCGGAUGGAUACCACAUCCACGUCGACAAGAUUGUGGACGAGCUCGCACGUGGCACGUCUGUCAUAUUGACCUCGAACCCCCGCAACCCUACAGGUCAUGCUUUGUCCCAGGAGGAGCUCUCAUUGAUUCAGGACAUUUGUCGUGAUAGGGCCACGUUGAUCUUUGACGAGUUCUACUCUGGGUACACGUAUAGUUCCAACUGCGACGGAACGACAGUCUCGGCGGCAAGCAAUGUAAUUGACGUCGACAAGGACGAUGUCAUUUUGGUUGACGGUUUGACCAAACGUUUUAGGCUUCCUGGUUGGCGUGUUGCCUGGGUCAUUGGUCCGAAAGAAUUCAUCAAAGCUCUUUCAUCGUCUGGGAGCUACCUCGAUGGAGGCACAAAUGUCCCGUUCCAGGAGGCGGCAGUCGAGAUGUUGGACCCACCGAAGGUGAAGGAGGAAAUGAAGGCACUUCAGCGCCAUUUCAAGAUGAAGCGGGACUAUGUUCUCAAACGACUGAAGGAAAUCGGCUUCACUCAAGGUGACCAAGAAAUCCCUGACAGUACCUUCUACAUCUGGCUCGAUCUCACCACGUUGGACCCACCUCUGCCCAAGGAUAGCAACAUCGACAUCUCCAAUGGUCUCUCCUUCUUCGAUGCGCUCUUGAAAGAGAAGUGCAUAGUUGUGCCAGGCAUAUUUUUCGAUCUGAAUCCUUCCAAGAGACGAAAUCUCUUCGACAGUCCUUGUCACCAUUUUGUCAGAAUAAGCUACGGGCCAAAGAUAGACGUGCUCAAGAGGGGCCUCGACAGCAUUGAGCGAGUGGUGAAGCGUGCCAGGGGCGAACUUGGAGACUACGACAGUGCAAUUCAAGAAGAGCCCGAGGAAGAGAGCAAUCAGGAUCCCGAAAAAUCCAGAGAGGGGCAUGGGCAAGGCGAGCACUUGAACUGA